UAAAAACUGCGAACAAUUUUCAUCUUCUUUUCACUUUAAUGUUAUUUUCUUGAAGACUUCGCUUCCUCAUUUAGUCCUCUUGGUUUUGCAUCCUCAUCACCAUCGAGUGUUAACUUUGUUUGUUAAUAGACGAAAGAAACAAAGUUCUGAAUAUUAUUCAGAAUCUUUUUAGUAUCUGAGGUUCGAUAAGUGUUCAAAGUGCUUUCGAUCCUUUUUUAUUCUUGUCCUCCUCUCAAUCGUCAUAAUAUCGUGAAAAAUUUUCUAUUUCAAAUUUGGAAGACAUUCAGUAUCAUCUUCACUUUCUUCUUCUUCAUCUUCAUCAUCAUCAUACUUUUCUUCAUCUUGAGACAAAACUUUCUUCAUUUUCAACCUUCCAACAUCAAGUGAUUUCCAUCCCAUUGGAUUCAGUGUUUCAAACUUUUAAUUCCGAGACUUAAUUGUGUGCCAAUCAUUUAAUAAAAAACGUUAGAAACAAAAACUUUCAUUUCAUCAACGUUCAAAUCAAUUCCUGAUCGUUUGGAUGAUUAACUAAUUGUUGCUAUUUAUUUGGAGAAAAACUUUUCAACGGAUUAACAAUUUUUCAUUUUCAAAUUCAACUGUUUACAUCUUAUGGAUAAUGAAUUUCUUGAAACUCAUAUCUAGAUUAAUUACCUUCCUUUUGGUGUUAAACUUCAUCAACUGUGAUUCAAAACAUGUAAUAGUCAAGCGCCGUGCCAGAGUAAAUGUUCAAGCACCCGAGUGGUGGAAUGAGUGGUGGGGCAAAUACAUUCGAGAUGCGAUCGAUCCAACGGUCAGGCCACUUUUACCCGCUUCCAAUAGUUUAGAUUAUGAUGUUCAAAGACCUGAAACUGAUGAAGAGUUCAGACAAUCACAAGGCCCUUCAACUCGUCGACCAUCAUUACCUGGACCCAGGCCACCAUUUUCUCAAGUAACUGACCAACAAGGCUCAGGUCAAGUUGAUGAUUCUCGUUUCCGUGAGCCAUCACAACCUCUCCAACCUCUUCCAUCACCUCCACCCUCACCACCUCGUCGUCCAACUCCACAGAGGCCACAACAACAACAACAACCUGGUCCAGUAGUUUUUCCAAGACCAGAUGACCAGGUCACAACUUUCAGUCCUCUUCCCGCUUUCCAAGAGCCAGAAACACCCGCGCCAAGACCACAAUCUCCUUCCCCUCCUAGACCAAGACCUUUUCCACCACCAAGUAGACCAAUUGUUAAUUUCCGUCCUCAACCACAGCCCCAACCACGACCUCAACCCCAACCUCGGCCUCAAUUCCAACCAAAACCACAACCUCAAUUCCCACAACAGCCACAACCACAAGUGCCAACUUUAAGACCAAUUAAUCAAAAUGAAUUGCGUCCAUCUCAACCUUCCCCACUUCCUCCACCAUCUUCCUCAUUCGUAAGGCCAUCAGAUCGUCCAAGACCAACUCCUCCCCGACCUACACAAGGCCAAGAUUUCCGUCCAGCUCCAACACCUGGUCAACAGCUUCGUCCAGUCUCUCAAAUCGACGCUUCCAGUGUUAAAGGAGGCCCACGACCUCGACCCACACCAUCUCGAUUUGUUCAACCAGGAACCAGUCCAAGACCCACUUUCUCCCCAGUUCCAACCUUUGCUCAAACACCAAGCCCAUUUAGACCUCAACCCGUCUCACCCUCAGCACCUCUUCCCUCUCCUCCUCCAAGACAACCAACUCCAUUGAGACCUCUUCCAGUACCAGGUUUUGAAGCUCGGCCCCCGUCACCUCGGUUACCUGUUCCCGCUCAGCCCAAUCCAUCGACUGCAGACAUUGAACCAGAAAUUGAUUCAGAAGAGCCAGAAUUGGAAGUCGUAGAGCCAACAGCUAGUCCAACUCUUCGUCCUUUCCCAGCACCAAGACCAAUUCCUCAAGCCCCUCAACCCGCUCAACCUCGACCUGUCCCCUCAUUCAGACCAGUUCCCCAACAGCCAAGACCAACCGCUCCUCCUCCAGUAAAAGGAAGACCAGUAUUCGUUGAAAACGAUCGAAACAAUGUUCAACAACCAACUUUCCGUCCAACUGUACGACCUGCAAUAACAACAACCGUUGGUCCAACCCAAACUUUCCGACCUCGACCCGAUGUUACUCUUGGUCCUCGCCCUGCAGUUACUUUCGCCCCAAGACCAGCAGUUACUUUCGCUCCUCGACCCGCUGUUACAUUUGCCCCACGACCAGUUACCCAAACAUUUGCCCCACGUCCAGUCACUCAAACUUUUGCUCCUCGACCUCAAAUUGUCCAAGAAUCAACAACUCGAGCACCACUUCAACCAAGACCUCAAGUAUUCGAGGAACGGCCAGCUCCAUUUAGACAGCCAACCGAACGACCAGCAACUAAAGGCGGUAGAAGACCACAACAACCUUUAGGUCCCGUUUUCCAACCACGACCCAUCCAAACCACACAAUCACCUACAUUCCGAGAUGUGUCCACUCUUAGACCUUUUCCCACUCCAGCGAAACCAGUUGAUGAUAUUUUCGACACCGAGGAGCCAGAAGAGGUCACAGACCAAGAAGAACCAAUCACUUCCUCUCCAGCACCAACCAGGCCAACUUUACCACCACGAAGGCCACAACCAACAUUAGCACCAAGACCAACUUUCCCACAAAGACCCGCACCAAGACCUGCACCGACACGAGCACCAAAAGCUGAAGAUACUGAAGACGAUCAACAAGUUGAUCAAGAACAAUCGAUAACAACAUCCCGUCCAGUGGCCAUUCCAAGUCGUCCUUCUGUUCCUUUGAGGCCAACACCAUCUCCAGCUCGACCUUUCUUCCAGCCCACUUUCAGACCAUCAACAGUAAUCACAACAACAACAACAACCACGACAACCCAAAGUCCAAUUGAACCUGAGCAAGAUGAGGAGCAGCCCGAACAACCUGAACAACCUGAACAACCUCAGUCAACUUUUGGCCAACGAAUUCCCCGACCUAGACCAGUAUCGAAUCCAACAACAACCACAACACCAGCACAACGACAACCUGACGGAGUUAAAUUGCCACCCACUAGAAAUCCUCGUCCUCAACCAGACAGUCAAAUCAGAGAACAAGUUCCGUUCCGACCUCGUCCAAUCCCGACAACUACUCAGCCAUCAGUCACUGUUACUCAACAAGAAGAUGAGAACGAACCGGAAGAGGAAACAAGGGCACCAUUCCAACCUCAACAACCCCAAACACCAAGUCCAUUCCGUCCUCAGCAGCCCACUCAAGGUCCGGUUACUUUACGACCACAGCGACCAAUUGAAAUUGUAACAACUCAAAGGCCACCAAUCAAAACACCAGUUCGUCCAACUCCAGGUCAAACAGUAAGACCUUUCCAACCAGCAACUUUCCGACCCCGACCAGUGUUUACAACAACAUUGGCACCAACAACAACUAUUCGUCCAGUUAUAAGUACAUCUCAAACUUUUGAUGAAGAUUAUGAAGAUACUCAAGCACCCGUUGAACCAAGUCAACGACCAGUACAAGAAGUUGUCACAACUCGACCUCGGCCACAGCAACCAGGUUUCACUAAUCCCCCACGGCCAUCAACGCAAACUUUUACACCAACAACAUUGCGACCAUCAUUAGUACCCCAAGUACCAAUCAGAGUAACAACAGAACGACCUGAAACAAUUGCCCCGAUUGAUCAAUCAUCGGUUGAUUAUGAUGAUGGUUCAAAUGAACAAGAAUUCACUGCACCAGAUUUUCAACCUACUCGACGUCCAUCAUCAGGUUCAAGUGAGCCAGAUACUCAAAUAAUUACAAGGCCAGAAACACCUCGACCUCAGCCACAACCACAGCCACAACCACAACCUCGACCCCAACCUCAACCCCAACAACCAUUACAACCACAGUUGCCUCAACCCACUCGACCUCAACUUCCCGUGCCAAGUCGUCCCCAACAACCACGAGAUGAGCCUGAACCUCGACCAAGGCCACAACUUCCCGCUCUUCCAAGUACACGACGACCAACAGGUCCACGAGUUCCCAGUGGCAAACGACCAACUGGUAAAACACCAAACACAAAUGCAGCAAUAGUUUACAAUCCACCUCUUGGACCAGCGAUUAGUAUCGAUAGACCUGAUCGACCACUUCCAGAUGGUUCGAUGCCCGAAUGUACAUUAUUAGGAACCAAUUAUUGUAUUUUAACAAAAGAUUAUCCCAUGGAUGGAAUUAAUGAAGUAGUUAACCGAAGUUAUUCCAGAAUAAAACUUAUGUACGAAGAAUUACAAACAGUUGGUGAUCCUGAUCUAUUUAAAAGUCAUGUCGGCGAUUCUCUUGCCGCUAAAGGUCAAUUUGCUUGUGAAGUUGAGGCCAAUACAAUGAAACCCGGUUGGGCCAAGGAUGAGAUCACAAAGGAAUGGAUGAUUAUCGUUAACACUGACCUUUUCCCUCAACAAGUACGAACAGAAAGUUGCAAACGGCCUAAUGAACCUUGUUCCUUUGUUGCUCCUUAUUAUGAGUCCACUUGCCAACAACGAUACAGUUUACAUCGGCUGAUUGCCGUUGAUCCUCACGAUCCAGGUAAAAGUCCGGUUGUCGCUUUGUUCAAAUUCCCGGCUGGUUGUUCGUGUCGUGUUCAUCCGGUACGAAUUUCUCAGGUCGGAGAAAAAUCUUCGAAAUAGAAACUUUUUCAACUUUUUGUUAUUCUAAAGAGAAAAAAAAAUACACAUAUGAUUAAAUCAUCACGAAAACAAAUGAACAAUUAUAAUUAAAUCAAAAAAAAAAGUAAUCAUUUUCAUUUUGUAAAUUAGUUUUGUUGUAAUGCAAUUGAUAAUUAAUUAAAAAAAGCAUCACUUUUUAUGCCUUAAUUUCAAUCACUUAUUGAUGAUAUUGAAAAUAAAGAUUUACCAAAUUGUUUGUAACAUAAAAUUACAAAA
Panonychus citri (citrus red mite) is the source of this 4879-nucleotide messenger RNA. RefSeq lists its product as uncharacterized. The record is from RefSeq and is a predicted model, not a curated record. Lineage: Eukaryota; Metazoa; Arthropoda; Arachnida; Trombidiformes; Tetranychidae. Gene Ontology annotation, cellular component: extracellular region. Gene Ontology annotation, molecular function: Toll binding; growth factor activity. Bases 617 to 4624 code for a protein of 1335 amino acids. Gene Ontology annotation, biological process: central nervous system formation; regulation of Toll signaling pathway; innate immune response. The transcript has 10 exons.